Neurospora crassa OR74A is the source of this 2049-nucleotide messenger RNA. RefSeq names its product succinate semialdehyde dehydrogenase. Gene Ontology annotation, biological process: GABA catabolic process. The transcript is spliced from 3 exons. Bases 230 to 1840 code for a protein of 536 amino acids. NCBI's taxonomy places the organism in Eukaryota, Fungi, Ascomycota, Sordariomycetes, Sordariales, Sordariaceae. The record is from RefSeq and is a predicted model, not a curated record. Gene Ontology annotation, molecular function: succinate-semialdehyde dehydrogenase (NAD+) activity.
ACUUCCCCGCACAUGACCGGCAUUCCGCUCGUUACAUACCUGUCAAACUGCGAUCCUGUCUGAGCUUCCCCUCGCAUUGACAUCCGCGGCCUUGGAUUUCUGAAGCACCUAUUCGCUGCAUACAGACCCUUCUCCUCAUACAAACUACUAGUAUAGUCAGUUGAACGCCGUCGCCUUCUUCGAGCCACACCCACACUGACGUUCGUCAAACUCCCGUCCUGUCACCAAGAUGACUCUCUUACAAAGAUCCUUUUUCUCCGCUUCCAGAAACACAGCCAUCAUCAGAUCCCGCUUCCAGACGAAGUCCCUACCACUAGUACUACACUCAUACUCACGACUAGCCUCCACCAUGGCCCCCAAGCUCAAAGAUCCAUCCCUCUUCAAAAAGGAUGUUUGCUACGUCAAUGGCGAAUGGGUAAAGGCCCACUCGGGCAAGACAUUUGAAGUCAAUGACCCAGCAACAGGCAAGCUCAUCGGUACCUGCCCCGAAUUCGAUGCACAAGACACCAAGAAAGCCAUCGAUGCCGCCGAGACCGCCUUCGAGACCUUCCGCCACAAGACGGGCCGCGAGCGCUCCAAGCUCCUGCGGAAAUGGUAUGACCUCAUGGUCGAGAACCACGAUGAUCUCACCACCCUUAUCACCUUGGAGAACGGCAAGCCGCUAGCGGACGCCAAGGGCGAAGUCACCUAUGCCGCCAACUUCUUCGAGUGGUUCAGCGAGGAAGCCCCCCGCAUCUAUGGCGAUACCAUCCCCUCCUCAGUCCCGGGUAACCGCGUAUGGACCAUCAAGGAGCCCGUCGGCGUGUGCGGCCUCAUCACGCCCUGGAACUUUCCCGCCGCCAUGAUCACCCGCAAAGUCGGCCCUGCCUUGGCCGUCGGCUGCACCGUGGUGUGCAAAGCCCCCGGUGAGACGCCCUUCACGGCGCUGGCCAUUGCCGAGCUCGCCCACCGCGCCGGCAUCCCUCCCGGUGUCGUCAACGUGAUCACCGCCCUCGAAAACACCCCCGAGGUCGGCAGCACUUUGACCACCGACCCCGUGGUUCGCAAGAUCUCCUUCACGGGCUCCACGGCCGUCGGCAAGCUCCUCAUGAAGCAGUGCUCCGGCACGCUCAAGAAGCUCUCUCUCGAACUAGGCGGUAACGCGCCCUUCAUUGUCUUCGAUGACGCCGACGUGGACGCGGCCGUCACGGGCGCCAUCGCCUCCAAAUUCCGCUCCUCCGGCCAAACAUGCGUCUGCGCCAACCGCAUCUACGUGCAACGAGGAAUUUACGACGAGUUUUCCCAGAAAUUCGCCGAGCAGGUCAAGAACAACUUCCGGGUCGGCAACGGGUUCGAGGAAGGAGUCACGCACGGCCCACUGAUCCACCAUCGCGCCAUUGAAAAGGUCGAGCAGCACGUCCGCGACGCCGAGAAGAAGGGCGCCAAGGUGGUGGUGGGCGGUCACAGGCUCGAAAGCCUAGGCCCCAACUUUUACGAGCCGACCGUCAUCACGGGUAUGACCCCCGACAUGGCCAUGGCGUCGGAGGAGACGUUUGGACCGGUGGCUGGCUUGUUCCCCUUUGACACGGAGGAUGAGGUGGUCAAGCUGGCUAACGCGACCCAAGUCGGCUUGGCGGGCUAUUUCUUUUCUAGAGAUAUCCACCGCUGCGUGAGGGUUGCUGAACACCUUGAGGUUGGCAUGGUUGGUAUCAACACGGGCUUGAUUUCGGACCCCGCGAGUCCGUUUGGCGGUGUUAAAGAGAGUGGUUUCGGAAGGGAAGGUUCGCUUUAUGGUAUCGGAGAAUACCAGGUGACCAAGAUGGUUACGGUUGGAGGUAUGGGUCAGCCUUUACAGAAGUGAGCGCAAAUGUGGAGGAAAACUUUACGGAUUAUUGUUCCUAUGGUCAUGCAGCGACAGCAGGACAGGCGAAUCUAUAGCAUAGGGUCUUGGGUAUAAUGGUAGUAUGGUUGAUUGGCUAUAAGGACACUACUGUAAGAAACAAAGGCAGACACAGAUGAUGCUAAACUGGAACCAAAGACAAAAAAUCUCUCGCGAGUGCAAAGCUUUCC